GCAAAGACUUUCCAUUAAUUUUUAUUUUUAAUUUUCCUCCACUCAUAAAGAUGGAGGAGGCGUAUACAGCGCUGUAUCAGGAGUUUGUCCGUCUCCAGUCUCUCUGCUUAAAACAAGCAGCAAUGCUACAACAUCUCUCUGACACAGUGCAACGACAACAAGAGUCGGCCAACUUGUGCACGUGUACAGCGAACAAGACGGGACACCAACCCCAUCCUGCAGAAUCCCGGAGACAUCCCACUGAAACACACAUACUGAACCCUCAAACUGCUCAUGAUCUCAGUCACAUUGAUAGAGGAUUAGACCAACUGCAUCUUAACCUGGACGUGUCCGAUCAGAAACAAGGUAGCCACGAUAAUGUGGUUUUCCAUAAUCCCGUAAAGACGGUGGAAAACAGUGCCUGGGAUGACCUGAGGAAAGUUGAGCAACAUUAUUAUGCAAACCAGACUUCACAACGGCUGCGGAGGCCCUGGUCAUCCUCCUUUCUGGACAGCGAGUUGAUCAGUCAAGCCGGAGGGCUGUUCAUGUCUGGAAUGACGCUGCAGUCGCAGGUGUGUGAGUUCUGUCACGCUGUGUUUCCGGGACACACAAGCACCCGUGGAGAGUUUCUGCGUCACCUCACUACACACAUGACCUGAAGAAAAGCAGUGCUGGGAAUCAAAUUCACA
Molecule: messenger RNA, 668 nt
Organism: Rhinichthys klamathensis goyatoka
Lineage: Eukaryota; Metazoa; Chordata; Actinopteri; Cypriniformes; Leuciscidae
Exons: 4
Coding region: 51-638 (195 amino acids)
Source: RefSeq, a predicted model, not a curated record